AUGGAUGAUUAUGAUUACAGUCCACCCGAAUCGUUUGGAAAUCAUUACGGAGCCGACGAUAAGAGUGGGAAAAAGCGGAAGCUAUAUUUUUCCAGCGAUGCGAAAACCGAUGAUGAUGACCAGUAUACGCCUCCUCAUGGGUCUUACCAUAGUACCUCGAUCGAGUUGUUUCCAGGAUUGUCGAUUGAUUUGGGUGAUAAAACUGAGAGAAAUGAGGAUGAAAUCCCUGAAGAAGAGUCGAUACUCUCUAAGCAGAGUUCUGUUCAACAGGCUAUCGCUGAAACAGCUAAUUUAGAUGAAGAUGUAGAUCUUACAGAGAAAAAUGUCUCGAUUCAAGGAACAAACAUCAUACUUGAAUCCGAUGAAGACAUCCAAAAGUGGGUCCAAGAAAGGCGUAAGAAUUGGCCUACGAGCAGACGAAUCAAAGAGAAGCAGAAGCAGAGAACUGAAGAAAUGAGAAUACUAGCUGCCAGUUCGGCUGAUUCUGCUGAUUCUGCCAAUUCCUUGCAAUAUUCCUCUGGUGCCUCCUCAAACAGGAGAAUUUGCAGAUAUUGGCAGUCAACGGGUCGCUGCAGAAAUGGAUCCAAAUGUAAGUUUCUUCAUGAAGUUCGCUGUAACAAUGGAGUCAGGCACCUUCCUAAUCAUAAGAUCAAGAUUAUUCAUGGAGUCCCAGUUCAAAUUCCUCAAAGGUUCUCACCAAUGGUCAACAAAGGAAAGUCUCUAACAAGUCUUCUGAUGGAAAGUGAUCAUCUCAAGGAUGAGAAUCUCAAAUUGCUAGACGUGUUUGAAAAUAUUGUUAAAUCUGGUCUCAUCAAAACAGACUGGGACUCGUUAAAGAGGAAACUUCAACUAGACAAAAAGUGCUAA
Messenger RNA from Brettanomyces nanus, 867 nucleotides. RefSeq lists its product as uncharacterized. Bases 1 to 867 code for a protein of 288 amino acids. The record is from RefSeq and is a predicted model, not a curated record. Gene Ontology annotation, molecular function: metal ion binding. NCBI's taxonomy places the organism in Eukaryota, Fungi, Ascomycota, Pichiomycetes, Pichiales, Pichiaceae. The transcript has a single exon.